CUUCCUGUUCCUUACUUCCGGCCGCCGUAACUCUGCACUUGAAAACCGAGCGACAGGAGUGUGUGACGGAGAGGUGUUGCAACUGUGUUUAGUCCGACAUUUCAGUGCAAGACUGAGCCAAAUCGGCUAUUAUUAUUUGUGGAUCCCUGGAUUUGUAAUUUGGAUUACAGUUUUCUUUUACAAAGCCAGAGCCAGCCCGACCACACCUGACAGAGCGUUUUUAAAGCGUUUCUGAGCGGCAGUAAAGGGUGUGAGAGGGCAUGGCAGCUCCACGGCCCAUUAAAGGCAUUUUGAAAAAUAAAGCCAGCACCAAAGUAUAUUGUGAAGUUCCAGUGGAGAGCACAGAGCCCACAGGAUCCGGCUUGACCGAGGAUGAUCAACAGAAGAAGUCACAGAAAUGGGACGAAAUGAACAUCCUGGCCACUUAUCACCCAGCUGAUAAAGACUACGGUCUGAUGAAAAUUGAUGAACCGAGUACGCCGUAUAACCGGAUGGUAGGUGAAGACGAUGACGAAGAAGUAAACAGCGAUUCAGAAAGUAACGCAGCUCUCACUGUGGACGACCUUACCAAAAAACUGGCAGCAGCUGAAAGUUCGGGUCCUCGGUGUAUGAGGGAGGAGGAAGAGGAGGAGGAGAGCAGUGAGGAUGAAGAGCAGCUCAGUCCCGAGGAACAGGCAAAAAAGAAGCAGUUUGAGAUGAUGAGAAAGAUGCAUUAUAAUGAAGGACUUAACAUUAAACUGGCCAGACAGCUGAUUGCCAGAGAGCUUGAGGAGGAAGAGGAAGAUGAGGAGGAAGAUGAGGAGAUGAAGGAUGACACAGAGACAGAGGAUAUUAAUGUAGACCCUCCUCAAGAUGCAGAUUCGCUCGAGUCGUAGGCGAACAAACGUGAUGCUUUGAGAAGAGUCUUGGAGGCUGUGAUUGAGGACGUGCUGCUCCCUGAUGUUCCUUUUGUAUUCGACACGCGCUGCAACGCAAAACCACACCGACCCGCCGGCUGCUCCGCCUGUUGCCAAGAGUGUGUCGUGUUACUUUUGUCUCGCAAGAAACAAGGGCCUAAAGACUUAUUAGAGAGGCAAAGUCAUCAACGAUAAACAAGCCACUGCUUUUACAUUAUAAAUUGUACACACACCCACCAAAACUGCAGCGUUAAUACAAGCAAACAAAUCCCCACGUAUAGUGUACUACUCCCGCCUGAAGAUGGCGUAAUCAGUAUUUUUUCGUGUUAAAUUGGCGUCUAUACGCAUAACUCAGCUUUAUAUUAAUGUUUUAAUCAUUAAAAUUUCAUUUGAAUUUGGAUUGACAACGACGUCUCCUUGAGUGAACAUGUCACCAGUCAGAUGUCUCUACAAACACAAACAGAAGCUUUGCUCUCCAUGUUAAAAAAAUAAUUAAAAAAAAAAAAACAGCUGUCAGUCUUGGAUGGUGGUUGGGCUACAAAAAAAAACCCAUCUAAUGUACUAAAAGUACAUUACUCAAAGCACACUAGCUGAAUAGGAUUUAAGCCAACGUGGGUGUUUAGUUGGCAUUUGUACAUUUAUUUAAGCUUGUAUUCCUUUGUGGCACCGCUGUAUCACUAAUAGUGAAUCGGUUUUGAAAUGGCGUCAAAUAUGGAAUCAUUUUUGUGCCAAACGUGUUUAGGCUAACGAGCUUUUUUUGUUUGUUUUUUUGUUUUUUUUUUUCCCCUCUGGAGCUUUUUCUAAUGAUAAUUGGAACUAGCAAGUUACAAAAAAAAAAAUAUAUAUAUAUAUAUAUAUAUAUAUAUAUAUAUAUAUAUAUAUAUAUAUAUAUAUAUAUAUACGUAGCAUUUCAGCAAUUGUUUUCCAAUGAUCGCAAAUUAAACGUUAAAAAUAGAUUUUUAUUUCAAAACUUUUCGAGGCUUUUUUUUUUUUUAACCCCCAGAAAUAAAAAAACCUUUUUUGUUUGAAUAAAUUAAACAUGAUUUGCUUCCAGGAACAUGAAAUUUUGCAUCCACCUCUUUAGAUUUUGCUUCAUGUCCAAAUCAAGAUGGCGCCUCACCAUGUGAAUUUGCCAAUCCUGAAAGUGUGGAGUGAUUCUUAAACCAGCUUUUUACCUCAGAUUAUUUCUAUAGUAAAAGCUCAUUCACUGGUGGGUUUUCCCACAUAAACCGAUUUAAAAGUGUGUCGACGUUGAUACGAUGAUGUUUUCUGUGAGGAAACUUUAAUUUCACUUUCUCUGGUGUCAGCCUUUUGUAACAGACAGAGAUUAAGCUAUAUGUUUUCAGGAGAGAGAUUUUUUUCCUGGUGGUUUAUCUUUGUGAUUUAUCAGUAAAAUGAUAUGGAAAUGUCAUCAGCUUAAUUUAAACUGAAAUUGAUUUCCUGAAACACUGAAUGUAACUAUGAACUGAUAAAUUAUGAUGUGAUGUACUUUAAUAAAUGCAUAUGAAUUAUUAACUUAUGGUGAAUUGCUGUGGUAUAAGAGGAAUGAAACACUAAGAGGGGAAAAAAAUCAAUUUUCAUGAUUGAAUAUUUUUGGCACUUAAAUGACUCCAUAAUGAACUUUUGAGUGUUUGUGCUAAAAGGUUUAAACGUGGGAACUGUUCUUAAAGGUUGCUAGGUGUGCGAGUGAAAUAAAAGGAACAGAUAGAAAUGACAUGUACAUGAAAUCCUUUCGUUCUUUAGGUUUGGGAGAUCAAGUUUUCUCCUCGUCCUUUGGCACUAGAGCUAACAUAAUUGAUAUGUAAACUAAACAGCAAGCCACCACUUUAGCAUUGUGCAUCCUGCAUACCUUUUGAAAGGGAUUUUGUGUACACUUUAUUUUUGACUGUUUUUUAUUUGUACUGUAUGAACAGCUAAUGAAUUUUGUGCUUGAUUACUUGAGGGCUAAUUACAGCUGUGCCUGAUCUUAUGGAUUUAAUGGUUCAUAACAUUUGUCAAGGUUAACUGCCUAAACUGCUGAAGUUGAAAGGAAUUGAAAUCCCAAAUGCUAGUUUGUGAGGAUAUCAAUAGAAAAAAAAAUAAUUAACCUGACUGCUCAAACACACUGCUGUGUGUGUGUGUGUGUGUGUGUGUGUGUGUGUGUGUGUGUGUGUGUGUGUGUGUUUAUGAUGGAGAGAUUAAUACUUGCAUUUGGAAUGUAGCUGCUUUAUCCUUAACAUUUUAACUUUUUUUUUUUUUUCCAUGUUUUACACAUUGACUCUUUUCAGUCACACCAGUUUUCCUUGGCAAUUGUUCAACAGCAGGUUUUCUUUUUUUUCUUACUUUAUAUACAUUUUGCAUUUAAGUCUUAAUUUUGUGUGUACUGAUAUUUAUUAUUAUUAUUAUUAUUAUUGUGAAUGUUGGUUAAUUAUUUUGCUGGGGUUCUGAUAUAUUGAUACAAAGUGCCACAGUUUGCUCUCUAAACUAGUUUUUACCGCUAACAAGCUCCCUAAAGUAUGACGGAAUAAAACCCAGCAUCUAACAGUUCCCCUGUCCUGCUACACCCACGUCACCUGGUGGACAUGCAAGGGAGUGAAGGGGGGGAGAAUGAGGGAAUAUAUAUGGGUGUGAAAUGGGACAAUUGUUCAUUGAGUGAUUGAUGAAAUGUCAGUUACUGUGUGACACUGUGUGAAAGAGGGAAAAAGAAAGUUGAUAGAGGAAAUGUUUAAAAAAGCAAGUCCAUAAAGAGUCAAUGAAUGAGCAAAGGUAAAAGGACAAAGGUAGCAAGUGAUUUGAGAGAAUGUAGGAUUAGGAGUACUUAUUCAAAUGAGUCUAAAAUAAGGACCUUUUGUAGACUUCUCACACCGAUUUCUGAAUAAGACCGACUUUUAUACUAAGACUAUGUCCUGUCCAUUCCUAGACCUAUCAUAUCCUUCCUUUUUCUUCCCUUAAAUACUUUCCAGGAAGUCCAGAUGUAGUCAAGUGUAUAGACUUGUCUAAUACCUGAAGUGUUCUGCCUUUGUUUUGGCACAAAUGUAUAUAAUACAUGAUGGAAGUCAGUCAACCAUCUUCACAGUGGGACUUUCUGAUACUGACUGAAGUAUGUAUGCGUGUACCGAUAAUUCUGCAUUAUUUUAUUGUGAUGCCCUUUAUCUUGGACAAUUGAAGUUUGGUAUUACUCAACCUGCUUAGGCCGCACAUCUAAAUUAUUCUAUUCUUAAAUGUGAAUAUACUAUACUAUACACUAUAAAGAUUAAUAAGGAGAAUGGUCACUUGGACUUAUUUACAAAAAACAGUUUGGCUGACUUCCAUUAAGCUUCAAGAGCCUGCAGAAUUGAGUUAAAAAAAGACUCAGAACAUCAAACAUGCCUGUAGUCUGAAGUCCUACUCAAGCAUUGGCACUCAGUUUAUAAUAGCAGCAUGUAAUUCAUUUGCCUUUUGGUAUCCUAACACAGGAAACACUCAUUGUUGUAGGUGUGCAGCGUGUGGGUGUAUGAGAGAGAAGAAACAGCAUGAAAGAGCAAGAACAAUCUUUAGUGUUGCCAGUAUUGCUGUAAGACACUAAAAAAAACACAUUUAUGAACUUAAGAUCGAAUAAAAGUGCAGGACACUUGAACAGAUUAAGUUCAGUCUGAAUUUCUGAUCUUUAUGAAAUAUUCUUUUAGUUUUGUUUUCUGUCCUGGAUCCUGAAGAAAAAAGAAAUCUGAAAAAUGUUUAUCCAUUACACCAGAUUUUCUAAGGUUUUGUGUUUGUGAGUGGAUGUAAGGAAUAAAAUUGGAUGUAAAAUCUUGUUUAAUUCUGUAAAUGCUUAUAUCCAUACUCUAUAUUUUUUUUACUUUUUGCAUUGGUUGCCUUUUAUCUUCUUUUGUCCCUCUUUUUAUUUUAUGUCCUGAGAAACAAAAAGUAGAUAUGCAUAUUUUUUUUUUUUUUUUUUAUGAAGUGUGAAUGCAUGUCCAUCAUGACAAGGUGUUAAUUAUAUGUCAUUAAUAAAAUGUGUCAGUUUGACCUUUCAA
Messenger RNA from Silurus meridionalis, 4888 nucleotides. It is a transcript of the gene ppp1r2, whose product is annotated as protein phosphatase 1, regulatory (inhibitor) subunit 2. The transcript has 6 exons. The coding region runs from base 261 to 875 and encodes 204 amino acids. Gene Ontology annotation, biological process: regulation of signal transduction. Gene Ontology annotation, molecular function: protein phosphatase inhibitor activity. Lineage: Eukaryota; Metazoa; Chordata; Actinopteri; Siluriformes; Siluridae. The record is from RefSeq and is a predicted model, not a curated record.